Messenger RNA from Seminavis robusta, 2333 nucleotides. Lineage: Eukaryota; Bacillariophyta; Bacillariophyceae; Naviculales; Naviculaceae. The record is from the annotation of a GenBank genome assembly.
UUUGAAGAGGGCUCUGCCGAAAAUUGCUUUCAUACGUCAGUCCAUUAUUCGGGGUGUCAACGUCCUCCACCCACUCCCGAAACCCAAAACCACGGUUCUCAAUCAUCUUCCUUUGUUGUGGAUCCAUUUAUUUGCUGGACUAAUACAACACCGUAAUAGCAAGCUAGAGUAAUAAGCCACCCUCAAUUUUGUAUCAUUUAUCUAUUCAGUCAAGUGUCGAUCAAGAUGACGACGAGUGGCUGUUAUAGACCAUCGCUUGCUCGCCUUGCGGGGCCAUUGCUGUUACUGGUCUUGAUCCAUGCAUCGUCUGCCUUUUCGCCACCCCAACGAUCCGCUCACCAUGCGGUUGGAUUGCACAUGGCAACCCGAGAGACGGCUCCACCUUCGUGGUACGAUACUGGUAGUACUCCACCAGACCCAACUCCUACUGCACCACAACAGAAUCAGUACGGACAACGAGAUGAUCCCGAAUGGAAAUUUUUUGACACGGCCCGCAUGCACGUGUCGGGUGGCGAUGGCGGCACGGGCUGUGUGGCAUUUCGUCGCGAAAAAGGAGAACCACGAGGAGGACCUUCGGGUGGAUCCGGUGGUCGGGGUGGAUCCAUCUACUUGGUCUGUGACGAAGGCUUGAAUACGCUGGCACCCAUUCGCAAUCGAGUCCAUGUUCGUGCGGCCAAAGGGAAAAACGGACUUGGAAAAAGCAAAGAUGGAAAAAAGGGAAAGCAUGUCUUGGUACGAGUGCCACCAGGAACGGUCGUCAGAGACUUGAAAACGAAUCGAUUGGCAGGAGAACUGAGAGAUCAUGGACAGAAAUUCCUCGUUGCCAAGGGAGGGAGAGGUGGACGAGGAAACCAGGCUUUCAUGACCAAUCGAAUGACAAGUCCCAAAUUGGCAGAACGAGGAGAACCGGGAGUCAAACGAUGGCUUGCAGUAGAACUACGUCUUGUCGCUGAUGUGGGAUUUCUAGGAAAACCUAAUGCCGGAAAAUCCACACUCCUGGCAGCUGCAUCGGCAGCAAAGCCAAAAAUUGCCAAUUAUCCCUUCACCACCGUGGUGCCCAAUUUGGGUGUCUGCGAUUUGGGAGAAGAAGGAGCCGGAUUGGUAUUGUGCGAUAUCCCGGGGCUCAUUGAAGGAGCGGCUGGGGGCGCUGGAUUGGGACCCGCAUUUCUCAGGCAUGUUCAGAGAUGCAAAGUGCUAUUGCAUGUCGUAGAUGCAACAUCGGAAACACCCAUUGAAGAUUUUCAUACAAUCAACAAAGAAUUGCAACUAUACGACACUUUCUUGGCGCAAAAGAAACAGGUCGUGGUACUCAACAAAAACGAUUGUAUUGACGAGGAGCGUCAAGAAGAAUUGAUGGAAGCUCUCAAACAGGCGGCAGGACACACAAGAAUAUUAUCCAUUUCUGCAGUCACCACAAAAGGAGUCAAGGAACUCAUGGGAAGACUCAAAAAGUUUGUAUCGGCACAACCAGAAGCAGACUUGCCGCCUCCUCCUGAAAUCGAUCUGUCCAAGGCUGGAUUGGAUUAUGAUUGUGAUGACUUUGAAAUCAUAAGCGACCCGUCUUACCCUGGUCAAUGGCGUGUCUCGGGAUCCUACAUUGAGCAUAUUGCGCAAAUGACGCAUUGGGAUUAUCCACAGGCGGUGGAACGAUUUGGACGACAGUUGGAGGCAUUGGGCAUUUCGGCAGAGCUUCAAACCCGAGGUGCCGAAGAUGGCGAUCUUGUCAUGAUUGACAAGUUUGAUUUUGAAUUUUCGCCAGGACUCACCAAUGUAUACCUCCCUCCCGAGUUGCUGGAAGCAGAAGCUGCAAGAGAUGGCAAUGACAAAGACGACGAAGAGGAAGAGCGACCAUGGCGUCCCUUCUCCAAGGGUGGAUUCUUGGAUGAGGAUGUGGAUGAAUUUGUGGGCUUUGGAGAAUUGGAAGAUUGGGAAAUGCUGGAGGAUGAGGACUUUGACGAAGAGGACUUUGUCUAUUCGGAUGAGGAAAUCUGGACAGCGUAGCAGUCUGAGCAUUAGUACACUGGUCCCAACAGAUUGACCCUUCGGAUGUCCUCGGGAUGUGUAACGAAGCAUCAGGAAAUCGAAUGCGAUUACAUUAACUACUACUCUGAUUCCAUUCAGUGUAGGCAAAGCAGGAAGCCAGCAUUUAUUGAGUGCCACACUUGGGACCAUUCAAUCAACCACCCUAGCGGUACCGGUAUGCUUGAGGAGACGUGGGAAAGCUGCAUAGUCAGUUGCCCCAGCAACCCAUAAAAGUGUCCACCCGUGAUAAUAAUAUGGUUGCACCAUCGUCCGAUAGCUACAUAGAGAUUUCCCAUUGCAACAGUAUGGCG